GGCGCAGAGCUAGGGAGGAGAUAGGGGCCCGGCCCAGCCGAGGAGUCCGACCGAGGUCCGGGACUGGGACAUUCAAGCGGGCGGUACUGGUGGCCCAGAGCGGUCGGAAACGCAGCGACCCGGCUGGCACCGCGGCCCUCGGAGCGCCCCCGAGCCCUCGGAGCGUCGGGGCCGUGUCUCCGCCUGCCAUGGCCUCCGCCACUUGCCUGUGGGCCUUCCUGGCCAAGGGGCCCGGCUGGCUCCGGCGCAGCCCGUGGGCUUCGCUCGCCGCCGGCCUGUGUAGCCGGGGACCGACCUGGGCCGGGCAGCCGGAGCCCGGGCCGCGACCCACCAGCGUGCGGCAGCGGGACGGCAUCAGGCACAUUAUCUUGAGCAAUCCAAAGAAUAGGAACGCGCUGUCACUGGCAACGCUGAAAUCUCUCCAAAGUGACCUUCUUCGUGAAGCUGAAAGCACUGAUCUGAGAGUCAUUAUCAUUUCAGCUGAGGGCUCUGUGUUUUCUUCUGGGCAUGAUUUAAAAGAACUGAUGGAUGGGCAAGGACAAGAUUAUCAUGCUGAAGUAUUUCAGACCUGCUGUGAGGUUAUGAUGCUGAUUCAGAAUCACCCGGUCCCCGUCAUUGCCAUGGUGAACGGCUUGGCCACCGCUGCCGGUUGUCAGCUCGUUGCCAGCUGUGACAUUGCUGUGGCGAGCAACAAGUCCUCUUUUGCCACUCCAGGUGUGAACAUCGGGCUCUUCUGCUCCACGCCUGGGGUUGCCUUGGGGAGAGCCGUGCCAAGAAAGGUUGCCUUGGAAAUGCUUUUUACAGGGGAGCCCGUUUCCGCUCAAGAGGCCUUGCUCCAUGGGCUGCUCAGCAAAGUGGUACCAGAAGAGCAGCUGGAGGAAGAGACCAUGAGAAUAGCAAGAAAGAUUGCCUCCUUGAGCCGUCCUGUGGUGUCUUUGGGCAAGGCCACCUUCUACAAGCAGCUGCCCCAGGACCUUAGAACAGCCUACUACCUCACCUCCCAGACCAUGGUGGACAACGUAGCCAUGCAGGAUGGGCAGGAGGGAAUCAAGGCCUUCAUCCAGAAGAGGAAGCCCACCUGGUCACACUGAGCACGCCUUAGAGAAACAAGGAGUGGGCCCAGAAGGCAGCACUCAGGAAGCCCACCCCUCACCUGACACCCAAACACCACUGCUGCCUCGUGAUUGCAACAGAAGACAGCUGCUUUUAUAACAUUAGUAAUGAUGUCACCAUGUUACCAUUAGUAAUAGGUUUCACUGCAUGUGGUCUGUAUUAAUUCUGGGGAAAGGACAGAAUAAAGUCAGACGUAGAGCUAACUAAGUGGAAGGGCAGUGAGCACCAAUGCCAACCAGCCAGGCUGGAAAGCCUGGCCCUCAAUGUGCUCCUGCACAGCACCUACAUGGGGGUCCUCACAGGAAGCGGCAGAGGCGAACUGAGCCACAGAAGAACGGUGCUGGCCUGACUCUGCUCUCAGGAAUGUCCCACAAGGUGGAGGUGGUUUUGGCUGCUCAAGAGAGAGGAAACAUUUCAGAUCCAUGAGAUAUUCUCCACACUGAAAAUCUUGAUCCUAUUGAGACUCACCUUAUAUGAUUUCAGACUAAUCUUAUAUGAUUUUAGAAGUUUAAAUAUUUAGAGAGACUGGUAAUUUUAUCUUCCCAACCAGACUGUAGGCUGUCUGAGGGGGGGAAAAAAGCUCUACACUGUGCUGAGAGGCAUAUAGAAGGUGCCCAGUGUUUCUGUGAUGAAUGUCCUGGCUGCCCAAGGUGCUGUGACCCCUGGACCCAGAGCCAGCCCUGAGGACAGAAACAGAGCAGGGUGGGAGGGACACAGACACAUGGUCUCUGCACUGAACUUCACCUGCUCCGACCCAUUUCCAAACUCUGUUGAGGGGCUGGUACAGAAUCUAAACCAGCAUCAGGCGUUCAAGUCUCCCACAGAGCAAGUGUAUGGAUUAGACAUGUUACUUUCUGGCUUUUGGUCCAAUACAGCCCAAGAAAUGUUCUAAAUCUCUUGUCCUCAAGCUUGCACCUAGGACUGAUCUUUAUUUUUUAAGCCAAUUUCUCUUACUUAGGAGUAGAAUGUGCCCAUUAAUGGGAUUAGUUCCACAGUCAAAGACACAGAACCAUCUGGCUCUAACUGUGAUUCCCAUUCAGGGCAGCAAGCACUGCGUGGAAGACAUCCCUGGUGCGCGCACAGGCUUCUACUGAGAUUGGUGACUUUUUUGACAGACUUUAGGAAGGUCAAAAAAAGAGUGUUUUCUUGGGAAGGAGCAGCUCUUUGAAAAGAGUGCCCCUCAUGAGCAGAAAGCACUAGCGCCCUGCUGACUGCACACCUGGGCAUGCGAGAUGCCCUCUGUACAUUCUCACCUAGUCCCCCCAGAACUCAGGGGAGCAGGUCCUGCAUCACCUCCAUCUCACAGGGGACAGCUGAGCUGACUUUGUCCUAGGCCAAGCAGCUGACGUCAGUAUAGUGAGGUUCCAAAUGCCAUCCGCCUGGUACAGCCAGGGGUGCUCUUUCUCCCAGCCAUACAGCCUCGUGGGGUGGCCUGGGCUGGUGAGGGGCCAGCCUGAAGAAUGACUUUCCUCAUUCAUGGCAACUUCCCCAAACGGACCAAAUUCUCCUGGCUACAGAACCUUGCCAGGCACAAGGGACAUCAGAUUUGAUUCCUGGCAGACCACUAGUGGAGUUUUUACUAGAAGCUAAUAAAGCGCUGGCUGAAGUUGAAGUUGUAAACUACUUUGUGAAGAAGAGGGCUCUCAGGGUCUGCUCCAAAACCAUGCUGUCUUUGGGUUCAGUUCCACAUCUUCCUUUCUGGGUGGCCCACUGUUUAAGUUCUAUUUGGCAGUUGCCAGAUUGCACAGGAUAGAGGAGAGGGUGUUAUAAACUCUCUGGGCUUCGGGGAAGGUAAGAAAGUCUUCUUGCUCAUUUGCAAAUGAAAAUCAAAAGUUAACUUUCCAGCUUCUAUAUGAGCGAGAACUAUACCCUCAAACCAUGAAAUCCUUGGGUGUCUAGACUGGCUUCCCAGCCUGGGAGAUGAUGUGCACACAGGGACUAGUUACAAAUCUCAGUAGUUGCCAGUGAAGAAAAUAAUAUAGAAGGAAAAUCUGCCACCCACCCUCUCAUGUCAUAUAAUUCAUCCCAAGGCAAAUAUGAAUUUUGGGUUAAUUUGUAUCUCUGCUUCCUUCUACAGGGACACUGAGUGAAAAUUUCCUGAUAGACACAUGUGAUGAUUGCUUUUGGAAAGCCGAGUAUAUUCGCCUUUCCCUCUGUACGAUUAGCUUCUCAGGGAGCUUUGCUGUGCUCAGCCCAGCAGGCCACACCCCAGCAUUCAAGGGCUAGAAAGUCAGUGACAUGGGUGUUCACUCAUGCUUGAGGCCUGGAGAACACAGACAAACAGAGUGAACGGCAAGCACCAGCUCCCUGAUUAACCACACUGAAGAAUAUGUGGGGAGUUGCCGUGUAAUAACAUACAGUGAUUCAAUGAGCUACACUCCUGCCACACAGCCCUAGGCAGGAGCUCGUACUACCUUCCUGGUAAGAGGAGGCCCAGGGAAGUUUAGGCACUUGCCACAGUCCAGCCAGUAUGUGGCUUUGGAUCUGUAAAACCUGUGCCCCUGACCACCAUAC
This is a messenger RNA of Manis pentadactyla (Chinese pangolin), 3627 nucleotides long. RefSeq names its product enoyl-CoA hydratase domain containing 3 (gene ECHDC3). The record is from RefSeq and is a predicted model, not a curated record. Bases 189 to 1091 code for a protein of 300 amino acids. The transcript is spliced from 5 exons. Lineage: Eukaryota; Metazoa; Chordata; Mammalia; Pholidota; Manidae. Gene Ontology annotation, cellular component: mitochondrion. Gene Ontology annotation, molecular function: hydro-lyase activity.